UCAGAGGACGGGGCUGUGACCCAGACUCCGGAAGUGUCAGGGUGAAAGAGCAGAGGGCUGAGGUGCUUGGUGGGCGCAAGAUGGCGGAUAAAGAAAAGAAGAAGAAAGAGAGCAUUUUGGAUCUCUCAAAAUACAUUGACAAAACAAUUCGAGUAAAAUUCCAAGGUGGUAGGGAAGCUAGCGGAGUCUUGAAAGGAUUUGACCCUCUUCUAAACCUUGUGCUUGAUGGCACUAUUGAAUAUAUGAGAGAUCCAGAUGACCAAUACAAACUAACAGAGGAUACCCGUCAGCUGGGACUGGUGGUUUGCAGAGGAACAUCCGUGGUUCUUAUUUGUCCACAGGAUGGAAUGGAAGCUAUUCCAAACCCUUUCAUUCAGCAGCAGGAGGGCUAACGUUUUCUUGGGACUCACUGAAGCCUCAAGGCUGCAAAUCAUUGGAGAUAAUGAACAGCGUAUGAGAAACCUUCCCAUUUUGGGGAAUAGAUUUUGUUUUUUUUUGUU
Molecule: messenger RNA, 500 nt
Organism: Trachemys scripta elegans
Lineage: Eukaryota; Metazoa; Chordata; Testudines; Emydidae
Gene: LSM7
Product: LSM7 homolog, U6 small nuclear RNA and mRNA degradation associated
Exons: 4
Coding region: 81-392 (103 amino acids)
Biological process (GO): nuclear-transcribed mRNA catabolic process; mRNA splicing, via spliceosome
Cellular component (GO): U12-type spliceosomal complex; Lsm1-7-Pat1 complex; catalytic step 2 spliceosome
Molecular function (GO): RNA binding
Source: RefSeq, a predicted model, not a curated record